CAAUCAGAAGGCUCUUGGGCGGGACGGCUGCUGAGGGUGAGGUCCAAGGAGGAGGCCGAGCCCAGCCCGGACGCCGAGCCCUGGGUGCCGCCUCCUGAGCUCUGCGGCCAGCGACGCUACGAGCCAGGUGAAAAUGAGUUCUUCAGUAAGAAGAAAAGGCAAAGGGGAUGGAAAGGGGUCUUCUAGAGGAGGAAGAGGAGGCAGGGGUCACACGAAUAAAUCUCACGGGGGCAGUGGAGGCGGCGGUGGCAAUAGAAAGGCCUCAAGUAGAAUUUGGGAUGAUGGAGAUGACUUUUGUGUCAUCACUGAAUCAAAGCACUCACCCAGGCCCAGCGACGACAAAAGCAAAGGAGAGACACGGCCUAAGUGGAAGCCUAAAGCCAAAGUGCCCCUUCAGACACUGCAUAUGACGUCAGAGAAUCAGGAGAACGUGAAAGCCCUUCUGAGAGACCUGCAGGAACAGGGCGUCGACGCAGGAUCCGAAAAAGACGCCUCUGGGGAGGAGGAGGAGGAAGAAGAAGAAGACGAUGCUCCUGAGGGUGAGGACGAGCCGUGCUGGCCAGCUAGCCAGGGGCCUGCUUUUCUCCUUGACUGCAGUCCUUGGGAGUACAUCGGCCCCGAAGAAGAUUCUCCUGUUCCAGAACCUGCAGUCUCACCAUAUGCAGUGCAGAAACUUUCCAGGUAUGGUUUCCACACUGAGCACUGCCAGCUGGCCCUGAGGGUGUGUGAUGGAGAUUUGGGCGCGGCUCUAGAGCAUCUCCUCCAGCAGUGCUUUUCAGAUGCAUUUGGAGAGAGGAUGAGACUCUCCGAGGCAGCUGAUCGUAUAAGCUUGAAUGAGUGUGUGGAGCAGAGACAGGAAGAGGUGCUUGCUCUCAAGUCCAUCUGUGGAGAAAAGUUUAUAGAAAGAAUUCAGAACAGAGUCUGGACCAUUGGACUGGAAUUGGAAUAUCUGACAAAUAAAUUCUGCAAGUCUAAGCAAAAGGAAGGUACCAAAAAUGUACGGGACACUUCACCUGAAACCUGUAAAUUUUACCUCAAAGGAAAUUGUAAAUUUGGAUCAAGAUGCAAAUUCAAACACGAAGUGCCCCCAAAUCAAAUUAUUGGAAGAGCAGAAAGAAACGUCGACGAUUCUCAUCUUAAUGCUGAUGAGGAUGCAGCUUUUCUGUAUGAGCUUGAGAUUCGCUUUUCUAAAGACCACAAAUACCCCUACCAAGCUCCCCUUGUGGCAUUUUACUCCACCAACGAGAACCUACCUCUGGUUUGUCGGUUACAUAUUUCUGAGUUCCUUUAUGGCAAGGCUUUGGAAUUUGCAGAAACUUCGGAGCCUGUUGUAUAUUCUCUGAUAACCCUUUUAGAAGACGAGUCUGAGAUUGCCAAGUUACUAACACAUACUCAACACAAGUAUAGUGCUCCUCCUGUGAACGUCCCUCCAGAACCUUCCGAGACCAGGAUAAGUAAGCCUGCCUACCGCAAACCAGUGAUCCCAAGUAAUCCUUUUCUUUCAAAUCAAAUUGCAGAAGGGGAAACAUUGUCAGAUCUGGAGGACGAUGCUGAUAUGGAUGAAGGUCCUAUAUCAGUGAUAAUAGAGAAUGAAAGCUAUGUGAACCUUAAGAAAAAGAGUUACAGAAGAUACGACUGGCCGGCAAACUCCAUACAAGCUGAGAACAGCAAGAUCUGCAGGCAGUUCCAGAUGAAACAGGCUUCCAGACAGUUCCACUUAAUUCUGCAAGAAAGACAAUUACUACCUGCUUGGGAAGAAAGAGAAACCAUUCUUAAAUUGUUGAGCAAGCACCAAGUGGUUGUCAUAAGUGGUAUGACUGGAUGUGGGAAAACCACACAGAUUCCACAGUUCAUUCUGGAUAAUUCUCUAAAUGGGCCACCCGAGAGGGUGGCGAACAUCAUCUGUACCCAACCCCGACGAAUCUCCGCAAUCUCUGUUGCUGAACGUGUGGCUAAAGAAAGAGCAGAAAGGGUGGGUCUGACUGUGGGGUACCAGAUUCGGCUGGAAAGCGUCAAGUCCUCAGCCACUAGACUGUUAUACUGCACCACAGGAGUGCUGCUGAGAAGGCUAGAAGGAGAUGCAACUCUGCAGGGAGUCACCCACAUCAUUGUUGAUGAAGUUCACGAGAGGACAGAAGAAAGUGACUUCUUACUGCUAGUUCUGAAGGACAUUGUGAUGCAGAGACCCACCCUCCAGGUCAUUCUCAUGAGUGCAACUCUGGAUGCUGGGCUCUUCUCAAAGUAUUUCAGCUACUGCCCCGUUAUCACUAUACCAGGUCGCGCAUUUCCUGUUGAUCAAUUCUUUCUGGAGGAUGCAAUUGCUGUGACAAGGUAUGUGCUACAGGACGGGAGCCCAUAUACGCGCUCCAUGAAGCAGAUGGCAAAGGAAAAGCUUAAAGCCAGGCACAACAGAACUGCAUUCGAAGAAGUGGAGGAAGAUCUGAGGCUGGCCCUUCAACUCCAGGAUGAGGAGGAAGCCGUCAGCGACACAAUACCGGAUCAGCAGUUAGAUUUCAAGCAGCUCUUGAUCCGCUAUAAAGGAGUGAGCAAGUCAGUCAUUAAGACGAUGUCUGUCAUGGACUUUGAAAAGGUGAACCUGGAGUUAAUAGAGGCCUUGUUGGAGUGGAUUGUGGACGGCAAGCACUCCUACCCUCCAGGUGCUAUACUUGUGUUUUUACCAGGGCUAGCAGAAAUCAAGAUGCUUUAUGAACAGCUCCAGUGUAACUCUCUGUUCAACAACAGACGCAGUCAGCGAUGUGUUAUUCAUCCACUUCACUCAUCUCUAUCCAGUGAAGAGCAGCAGGCAGUGUUUGUGAAACCUCCAGUAGGCGUAACUAAGAUUAUAAUCUCCACCAACAUUGCUGAGACAUCCAUAACCAUUGAUGAUGUUGUUUAUGUCAUCGAUUCUGGAAAGAUGAAAGAGAAAAGAUAUGAUGCUGGUAAGGGGAUGGAAAGUCUAGAGGACACAUUCGUGUCUCAAGCCAAUGCUCUGCAGAGAAAAGGCCGAGCUGGCCGUGUUGCGUCUGGAGUCUGCUUCCAUUUAUUCACAAGCCACCACUACAGCCACCACCUUUUAAAGCAGCAGCUACCAGAAAUACAGAGAGUGCCCCUGGAACAGCUGUGCUUAAGAAUUAAAAUUCUAGAAAUGUUUAACACUCAUAAUCUCCAGUCCGUGUUCUCUCGGCUCAUUGAACCGCCACAUAUUGAUUCUCUUCGUGCCUCAAAAGUACGGCUGCGCGACUUGGGCGCCUUAACUCCAGAUGAAAAACUGACCCCUCUAGGCUACCACUUGGCCUCCCUGCCAGUGGACGUGAGGAUCGGCAAACUGAUGCUGUUCGGGUCUAUCUUCCGCUGUCUGGACCCUGCUCUCACCAUUGCUGCCAGCUUGGCCUUCAAGUCCCCUUUUGUGUCUCCCUGGGAUAAAAAAGAAGAGGCUAAUCAGAAAAAGCUGGAAUUUGCAUUUGCAAACAGUGAUUAUCUGGCCCUUCUAUGUGCAUAUAAGGGUUGGCAACUGAGUACAAAAGAAAGUGGGAGAGCGAGUUAUAAUUACUGCAGACAAAAUUUCCUGUCGGGGAGAACUCUGCAGGAAAUGGCCAGCCUAAAACGGCAGUUCACUGAACUGCUGUCUGACAUAGGGUUUGUGAAAGAGGGACUCAGAGCAAGAGAAAUCGAAAAAAGAGCCCAAGGAGGAGACGGUGUCCUGGACGCCACAGGAGAAGAGGCAAACACAAAUGCCGAGAACCCCAAGCUGAUUUCAGCAGUACUGUGCGCCGCUCUGUAUCCAAACGUAGUGCAGGUCAAGACCCCAGAAGGAAAGUUCCAGAAGACCAGUAGUGGAGUUGUCAGACUGCAGCCAAAGUCAGCCGAGCUGAAGUUCGUUACCAAGAAUGACGGAUAUGUCCACAUUCACCCUUCCUCAGUGAACUAUCAGGUCAGACAUUUUGACAGUCCCUACCUGUUGUACCAUGAGAAAAUCAAAACUAGCCGGGUGUUUAUCCGAGAAUGCAGCAUGGUGUCUGUGUACCCCCUGGUCCUGUUUGGGGGAGGCCAAGUGAAUGUGCAACUUCAGAGGGGUGCGUUCGUUGUCUCCUUGGAUGACGGUUGGAUCCGGUUUGUGGCCGCUUCCCAUCAGGUGGCUGAACUGGUAAAGGAACUCCGCUGCGAACUUGACCAGCUCCUCCAGGAUAAAAUUAAAAACCCAAGCAUGGACCUGUGUAACUGUCCUAGGGGGUCUCGGAUCAUCAGCAUGAUUGUGAAGCUCGUCACCACACAGUAAAGACUGGGCCCAGGCUAUCUGCUCUUCGCCUCCUGUUCCCCUGCAGGUCACACAGCACUCCUACCUCCUGACAGAAGACUGCCCUGGGGAGGCCAGGGCACAGAGCCUGAGUGCUGAGCCAGCCGAGGCCCCACAACCCAAGAGCCCUUCUCCACACUUGGUGUUUCUGAAAAUGUGGGGACACUCCCAGCACAAUUUGGAGUGUCAGUGGUAGGACAGUCUAAAACCCACCUUGUCUCGUUGUGAGUGUACCAAGCUGAAUGAAAUUCACCUCAUAACCCAAAAGUGAAUGUUAAUACAAUUCUGUCUUAAUCUAUGUAUUCUUUUCCUCCCCCUUUUUAUUAUGCAUUGUCUAUACAUAAUUGAUAAUUCUUUUUCCUGUUUUUUACUGGGCAUGAGAAGAAUUGUUUGGUUUGGUUUUCCCAUCAUAAUAAAGGCUUACCUGAGAAAACUCAAAUGAAAGAAAGAAAUCAUGUGAGUAAAAAAUAAAAUAAAAAUUCAUUUUAGACUUGGCUAUGGAGUAAACUUGAUUUG
Molecule: messenger RNA, 4810 nt
Organism: Acomys russatus (golden spiny mouse)
Lineage: Eukaryota; Metazoa; Chordata; Mammalia; Rodentia; Muridae
Gene: Dhx57
Product: DExH-box helicase 57
Exons: 24
Coding region: 134-4276 (1380 amino acids)
Cellular component (GO): intracellular anatomical structure
Molecular function (GO): RNA binding; protein binding; ATP binding
Source: RefSeq, a predicted model, not a curated record